This is a messenger RNA of Suillus bovinus, 1915 nucleotides long. RefSeq lists its product as uncharacterized. NCBI's taxonomy places the organism in Eukaryota, Fungi, Basidiomycota, Agaricomycetes, Boletales, Suillaceae. The record is from RefSeq and is a predicted model, not a curated record. Bases 323 to 1825 code for a protein of 500 amino acids. The transcript has 2 exons.
UGACAUGAAACGCUUGGCUGUAACCAAGCUGCUAACUUGCACAGCUAUUAGACAAGACUCGGAGGCGAACCAAUAUGGGAAAGUCUUUCUGUGAAGGUUUUUUUUUGCUGUGUCUCAACGCGGUAUAAACAUGCUUUUGAUUUCUGUCUCUGUUAUCAGGCUUUACGUCUUUCGAAUCCCCCAGAUAAGCUUUUCACCAGGAUUAGGUUGCUUGGCUGGUCCACAACAGUACUUGCGCACAGAUAUACCUGAUUCUAUCCAGCCGCCCAGUAGACGUCGGGCUAACUUGUAAACCUCACUAUCUAGCUUCUUCAUUUGGACCAUGGCAAUCACACUGAUCACCACCGUCCCUGGAUUGCACCUGCAGUCCCCUUCAUUGUCGUUAAUCACUUCCCCGACCACGCUGGUGCAUUCUUGGAAGUCCCCACAAUCACCUGCGUUUCCAGAUAUCUCUCCGACACUCCCCCUCCCGACCCCAAUAUCAUCCACCUUACAACACCGCGUCUCCACAAAGAGUACAUCUCGCGUAACUCCUUCCCCGCGCAUUCCACCAGAGCUUUUCUUAGAUAUCAUUUCGUUCCUUGCUGCUCCGGACACACUCGCUACGACGGACAUAUACGGCCAGUCCAAUCUCACAGACAUCUGCAAUUGCUCCCUUGUGAGCAGAUUUUGGUUAUACGCAGCCCGGGAUCACAUAUGGAGAUACGUGCGACUCGGAGGCGGGCGAAGAGGGAAUACUUUUGUCGAAUUAUUGCAACAUUACACCUCAGGGCAUGGAUCUACCCUGCCGAGUUUUGUUCCGCACGUCAAACACCUCUUCAUUCGUGAAUCGCGUGGAGGUUCACCGUGGGGCCCGAAAUGGCUUAAUGCAGUCUUGCCAUCCCUAGCUGGCUCGCUCGUCAAUCUCCACUCUCUCGAAGCUGAGCGUAUCACUUGGGAGUACCUUUCGUCCAAGUCUCGGGAUGCUUUCAUCAAAGGUUUCAAGGGUGUUCGAAAGCUUACGCUGCGCAUAUGGGAAUUCAGGACGACGCUGGAUAUGAUCAGGUUUAUCGGAGAGUUUGAAGAUGUAGAAGCACUCACGCUGGACGGGGUGCACUGUGAGUGGGAUGAUAUACCUGCGGAAUCGAAGGUGUUUGUAUCUAGAGCCGAUGGUAGAGCCAUCCCUAAGCCUCCAAAAAAACUUAGGAUGCUCGCCAUGCGAGGAACACUUACCAGACAUGUGUUGAAAUGGAUGAGGGCGGCAAUAAAGCACGACGGAGGGCGGGUGACGGUUGAAGUGCUGAGACUUGGAGCGUUAGAUAUCAAGAGUGCCCCAGCAGUGGGAGAGUUCUUAAAGAUGCUGGGCACAAGCUUGAAAGAGUUUCAUCUUGGGUUCGAUGCUGCAUUUAUAGACGACGGAGACGAGAUUGUAUCGCACAUUAACCUCAGUCAUAACAAUUUCUUGAGAGAGAUACAUGUGUAUGGACUCAUUAUUCCUUCCUUGCCACCCCCAGAUAUAUCAGACUUCGAACCUCCCACGCAGCCGCCACCGCAGUUGAUGCCACUCACUGCUCUCCUUGAUGGUGUGCGCGCACCGUUACGAGCCCUCUCGCUCGCAUUGCACCCCGCUGAUCUGCAUGCCCUGUCAUCAAUGGACUUCAAGGGGCUAGCUCACGUAUUGGACGGAAGGCCAUGGACAACCCUGGAGGAUGUACUUGUUGUGGUAGCAAAUGAAGACGAUGGAAGGAUGGGCGGGAUUGUUAAUCAAAGACUGAAUAGACUGUUCGAGAGGGGUGUACUGCGAGUGGACGUAGGUUUUGAUGACAGGGAGGUCCUAUUGAUUUGAACAUUCAUUUAGACAUAGCUUCGUAACGCAAUACCAUAUUCUUAUUCCAUUUUGCCAUUGACGUUCAGUGUCUGGUAUUCACUUGGAAGC